Prunus mume (Japanese apricot) is the source of this 1960-nucleotide messenger RNA. Its product is annotated as Ras-induced vulval development antagonist protein. Gene Ontology annotation, cellular component: nucleus. The record is from RefSeq and is a predicted model, not a curated record. NCBI's taxonomy places the organism in Eukaryota, Viridiplantae, Streptophyta, Magnoliopsida, Rosales, Rosaceae. Gene Ontology annotation, molecular function: chromatin binding. Gene Ontology annotation, biological process: regulation of gene expression.
UCUUUUUACCAAUAUAGCAGACGACAAGAUAGCAGACGUCGACAAUAACCAAUUCGUCCGCAAUGGGUCUGGGUUCGAAUUCGAAGUCGAUGUGAGGAUUAGGGCUCUGAGGCAUUGAUUUUCAGGUCAGACAUUAAGUGGUUCUGGUAAAAGCUUUUCCAGGUUAGUUGCUUUCCAAAAUAACUUCAUUCGCGACUUCGUUCAAAUCUUCUCUGAUGGGAAGGCCAUCGUCCACCAUCCAUAUCCCCGAUAAACGACACCGUUCCGAGCACGAGAACGGCCGUUACCCGCCUCACUCCGAAUCCUCCGGCGACAACCGCUACCAGCGUCGCAGCCCCAGCUAUGAAAGUUACGACCGUUACAACAAUAACCGCAACCCCCACAGAAACCGCUCCGUCUCGCCCGAUCGCCCAAACCCUAGACGAAGCCCUAGGACCAAUCGAGACCCAGGCUCUUUGGCCCAGCGUCGCAGCCCCAGCUACGAACGGUACAACAAUCACCGCGACAGAAACCUAUCCGGCUCGCCCGAUUACCCAAACCCUAGAAGAAGCCCUACGGCUAAUGGAGGCCCAGACUCGUUGCCCAACAAAUUCGGGCGGGGAGGCAACCGGAUGGAUCGGAAUGGAAGGCGAUCGGAGUCGGAGGAGUCCGACGAGGAGCUGAAGGGGUUGAGCUUCGAGGAGUACAGAAGGCUCAAGAGGCAGAAGUUGAGGAAGACGUUGAAGUAUUGUAUUUGGAAUGUGACGCCCAGUCCUCCUAGGGUUGAGAACGAUGAAUUUGAAUUGGAGGACAAGGCUGAUGAGAUUUCUGAGCGGUAUGGCGAGGAGGAAAAGAGUGAAUCGGGCGAGAAAAAGAAAGAGAAGGCAAAGUCUGAAUCUGAGUCCGAAUCGGAGGACUUGAGGUCGAGGAAGAGGAAGAAGGGUUCGAGUUCUAAGCGUAGGGGCAGAAAUUCGAAGUAUAGUGAUAGCGAAUCGGAGAGCGAGAGCGAGAGCGAGAGCGAGAGCGAGAGCGAUGACGAAUCCGAAUCCGAGGAAGAAGAUGAUCGCAGACAGAGAAAGAAGUCAAGAAAGAGGAGUAAGAGGAGCAAGAGCAGAAGAGAAAGGAGAAGAAGAAGAAAAAGUAGGCGUAGCAGUAGCGAUUCUGAUGAGAGUGAAAAAAGUGAAAGUGAGGGUUCAGAUUCUGAAUCAGAGGAUCGCUUGAGGUCGAAGAAGAAGGGAAAGUUGCGCAGUCGGAGUAAGACAAAGAAAGAAUCCGGAAUAGAUGGGGAGAGUUCUGAUUCGGAGAAGGGUUUGGAUUCUGAGGUUGAUGCCAAGCCUGUUACUAUGGUGGAAGAGGAGGUGAUAAAGGAUGAGAGUAAUGUGGAGGCAUUGAAGCUGAAAGAGAUUUUUGAGGCCCAAAAGAAGCCUGCACUGGAUAAUGAGCCGGUGGUUGGGCCAAUGCCAUUGCCUAGAGCUGAAGGGCAUAUUAGUUAUGGUGGGGCGCUUAGGCCCGGAGAAGGUGAUGCCAUUGCACAAUAUGUUCAGCAAGGGAAGCGUAUUCCACGAAGAGGAGAAGUGGGUCUUUCAGCAGAUGAGAUUCAGAAGUUUGAGAGUCUUGGGUAUGUGAUGAGUGGUAGUAGGCACCAGAGGAUGAAUGCCAUUCGUAUUAGGAAAGAAAACCAAGUUUAUAGUGCUGAGGACAAGCGGGCUUUGGCCAUGUUCAACUAUGAAGAGAAAUCAAAGCGCGAGCACAAGGUUAUGGCGGAUUUGCAGCGGUUGGUUCAGCGCCAUAUUGGGCAGGAUGUUGGUCCUACUCACGACCCUUUUUCUGGCAAGGCCUCAGAGAGUGCUGAUACUUAGUUUCAUGUUUGCUUUUGUCUAAGUUGUUGUUGCUCUUUUUUAUUUCCUUCCAUUAACCAUGUAUCAUAUGUGUUACUGGUUUAUUUUGAGCUGUAUUGAAACUGGAUACUUUGGUUUGUCAA